Protobothrops mucrosquamatus (brown spotted pit viper) is the source of this 1233-nucleotide messenger RNA. Its product is annotated as alanine aminotransferase 2-like. The transcript has 10 exons. The record is from RefSeq and is a predicted model, not a curated record. The coding region runs from base 1 to 1233 and encodes 410 amino acids. Gene Ontology annotation, molecular function: L-alanine:2-oxoglutarate transaminase activity; pyridoxal phosphate binding. Gene Ontology annotation, biological process: biosynthetic process. Lineage: Eukaryota; Metazoa; Chordata; Lepidosauria; Squamata; Viperidae.
AUGGCGGACAGCCGGGCAGUGCCGAAGGACAGGGUCCUGACCCUGGAGUCCAUGAACCCCCACGUCCGGAAGGUGGAGUACGCCGUGCGGGGGCCCAUCGUUGCCCGGGCCAACCAGCUGCAGAAGGAGCUGAAGCAGGGGGUCAAGAAGCCCUUCGCGGAAGUGAUUGCAGCCAACAUUGGGGACGCGCAAGCUAUGGGGCAGAAGCCCAUCACUUUUGUGCGCCAGGUCAGCGCCCUCUGCAUGUACCCCGAACUCCUGAAUUCCCCCGAUUUUCCUGAAGACGCAAAACAGAAAGCCCGGCGACUCCUGGCCGCGUGCGGAGGGCAGAGCAUUGGGGCCUACAGUGCCAGUCCUGGGAUCGAGCUCAUCCGACAGGAUGUGGCUGCCUUCAUCCAACGCCGAGAUGGGGGGAUCCCCUCCAACCCGGAGAACAUCUACCUGUCGACGGGGGCCAGCAGUGCCGUGGUGGUCCAAAGCCGCCAAUGCAUCGAAGAGGUCAUCCGCUUUGCUUGGGAAGAGCAUCUCUUCCUCAUGGCUGAUGAGGUCUACCAGGACAACGUCUACGCCGAGGGCUCCAAGUUCCACUCCUUCAAGAAGGUUCUUUUUGAGAUGGGCCCCAAGUAUUCUGAGAGCCUGGAGCUGGCCUCCUUCCACUCCAUCUCCAAGGGCUUCAUGGGCGAGUGUGGUUUCCGUGGAGGCUACAUGGAGGUGAUUAAUAUGGACCCGGCUGUCCAGCAACAGCUGACCAAGCUGGUCUCGGUCCGCUUGUGCCCACCAGUGACGGGCCAGAUUCUCCUGGAUGCCGUGGUCAACCGGCCCCAGCCAGGAGACCCCUCCUACCAGCAGUUCAGCCAGGAAAAGGCGGCUGUGCUGGGCGCUCUGGCCAGGAAGGCCCGGCUGACCGAGGAGAUCUUCAACCGGGCCCCCGGGAUCCACUGCAACCCCGUGCAGGGCGCCAUGUACGCUUUCCCACGGAUUGAGCUGCCCGCUCGAGCAGUGCAGGAAGCCAAGGCCCAGGGCCAGGCGCCGGACAUGUUCUUCUGCCUCAGACUGCUGGAGGAGACGGGCAUCUGCGUGGUGCCCGGCAGUGGCUUCGGCCAGAGAGAAGGCACCUUCCACUUCAGUUCACCUGGGCAUGGAAAAACUAUAGCCAAUCUUUUCGUCUUCCACAAAGGGAUCCAGGAAAAGAUCAAGGAGGGGAUCCGAGGUGCCCCUUCCGGCUUCUGUUAA